AUGCACGACCCCAGGAUCCCGCGCGGCAGUGUCUUUGCUCCAGUCAACACGUCGAGAUCAAGUGAGGGUCGGGAGAAGGCGAAGAAGCGGAGAAACACAGCAAAUAAAAGGAGGAGUAACAACAAUAGGAACCAUGUGAACGCCUUUAAGACGAUGGCUGGACCGUCAAACGGAUACAAUUCACAUUACGCCGUGGUAGUCACUUCGAUAUCACUGGCUUCGAACCUGAUUGAACAAACGCAGCCAACAUCAGAGCGCGAGUCCUUCAGCCAGACGGACGAGUUCUUAUCGCGGACGAUUGAAGAAUCCGAUGGACUGUUUAACUUUGAUGUCGAGGUGAAGCCGCUUUUGAAUGUAUUGGUGAACAAAACACUCGCGCAAGCAUUGUUGGAAGUGAAGGAAGAGCAGGAGAUGCAGAUUUUACACUGUCAGCAUGAAGUGCUGAAGGCCGAAAAAAGUGACGCAAGACAAGAGGAGCGUGAGUUGGAGGAGAAGGCUAAGGAAGCAAACCGCAGGAAAGAGCUCGUAAAGAAGAAGAAAGAUGAGCAGCAGAUACACGACCAGAUUAUGCGCAGGAAGCUGUUCGCGUGGCAGUUUUCGCGUCCUCUGGUAUCCCAGGCGAUCGAUCAGGCAACAGCUACACUGCAGAACAAGGGAGUAUUUUAUGAUCCAAUGCUCCGAAAUCUUGUUAUUUGGCUCUCAAAGGGUAUUUACGAUGGUGCCGACAAUGUCAUUUGUUUGCGUGGUCUCGCGACGGAGUUGUUAGAUGGUACGUUUUACAUUGGAAGCUGGUGA
Messenger RNA from Phytophthora infestans T30-4, 795 nucleotides. RefSeq lists its product as uncharacterized. The transcript has 4 exons. Bases 1 to 795 code for a protein of 264 amino acids. The record is from RefSeq and is a predicted model, not a curated record. Gene Ontology annotation, cellular component: cilium. NCBI's taxonomy places the organism in Eukaryota, Oomycota, Peronosporomycetes, Peronosporales, Peronosporaceae.